Messenger RNA from Chelonia mydas (Green sea turtle), 1346 nucleotides. It is a transcript of the gene FGFBP2, whose product is annotated as fibroblast growth factor binding protein 2. Gene Ontology annotation, biological process: cell-cell signaling. NCBI's taxonomy places the organism in Eukaryota, Metazoa, Chordata, Testudines, Cheloniidae. The record is from RefSeq and is a predicted model, not a curated record. The transcript has a single exon. Gene Ontology annotation, molecular function: growth factor binding. Bases 670 to 1335 code for a protein of 221 amino acids.
GCCCAAGUCAACUGGCAUGGGCCAGCCAUGGGUUUUCUUUGCUCUUUAGACAUACCCAGUGUGUCCUAAACUCUUUCCUUAGUUAAGGAAUGUGCUGUUGAUUUGCCACAGAAUUCCAUGUUUCCAGUAUUGGCACAAUAAAAUAUAAAAGCGACAUGCUUGCCAGUGCACAUCCACAAAAAACAUAAGGGUACCACAAAUCCAUUUUUAUUAAUUGAAUAAUUUUAAUCUUCUGGACAAAACCUCAUAGGUUUGAUUUGGCUGACCUUCUUCUGAUUACUUCCAUGUGGUCAUACAAUAUCUGGCAUAAAGACAGCUAUAAAAUAGCUGGAGAGUGGAAAAUAUCUGUUAAAAUCAAAGGUGACGUGUGCAUUUUGGGUAGGAAUGUGCUUUUCAGUUAUACAACUAUCGUGCUCUAUUUAGCUGCAAGAUGUGUCUUGUUACCUUCUUGGGAGUUCACAGGUUAUUUGACAUUCCCCUGAGCUAUAAAUUAUGGGGAUAUGCUUACACUAGGGUGGUUUAUUUAAAAAAAAAAAAAAAAAAAAUUACAAGCCACCUCGAGAGAGAGACUUCUUUGUGCACGAAACCUUUAAAUUGUGAGCAGACAGUUGCUUGUUUCUUUUGCUUUUUUGGACUGAGUUGCUUCAGGAUCUUAUUCUGUGUUUCACCAUGAAGACUGUCAUCCUUCUUCUAAUGAUGUUCUGUUGCAUGGGAGGGUUGGGACAGAAACAGACACAAAAGAAAAGGAGCAAUGGUGAAGAAAUCCAUUUUCAGACUAAAGUCAAAGAUGCUUGCACAAUGAACAUGAGUGGUAAUGGGGAAAUGAAACUCAGAAUUGAAUGCAAAAACCAAGGCAAGUCUUACUGGUGUGAAUAUACUGGCAAACCAUCAAUUUGUCGUCCUUUCAAUAACAACCCAAAGGUUUAUUGGAACCAGAUUGCCCUUGAACUUAGAAAACUCCCAAACGCUUGCCAGUCCACCCUAGUGCUGAAGCCCAACAUGUGCCAAAAGGCUCCCACAGAUGCUCACAUGAAGCAAGUAGCUUCCAGCAUGAAGCCAAACCAGAAUCCUAGCCAGCAAGCAGAUACAGCCAAUCAGGGGAAAUCAAUCCAGAAACCCUCAGCUUCUUUAAAGCAAGUUAAAGAAACCCAGGCAGGGAAAGGCUCUGCCAAAAAAGCAGGGAGACCUAAACCAUCUACACAACCUCUUGUAAAACCAACACAGCAUGGACAAGGGUCUGAAAAUGAUACUGAAGUAAUGAAGUUGGCACGAGAGCAUUGCUGGGAAUCACUGCACGCUUUCUGUUCCUACAUCAUCAGCAUCUUUAAAGGUUAAGAAUUGCUUCA